AUGGGCGACAUGCAAGAGAAGUGCGACUGCAGGAGGCCGGACAUAACCAUCUUCGAGGUGUGCCGAAGCUGCGGCAAUCUAGUCAAUUUCGAAGACCUCCGACAACAAGCUGUGGAUACCUACGAUAGAGACGGUCAGCCGAUCGAGGAUGUUACUCUGCCCCGACGUCACCUUCUCAUGGGAAACCCAAGGAGCAGCUUGAGAGUCCUACACCUGGACAAUGACGCGUCCCCGAUUCUAAGUGGCACAUUCGAACGAGCCUCGAUUACCCAUCUACCCUCGUAUGAAGCAGUCUCCUACUGUUGGGGUGGAGAUGAUGGUGACUAUACUAAGUCUGAAUUCAUCAUCAUCGGCGGCAGGCUCUUUCCGAUCACCAAGAACUGUGCCGCAGUGCUUCGGAAAAUUCGCAAGACAAACAGCAAGAGAGUCAUUUGGGUUGACUCACUUUGCAUCAACCAAAAUGAUGUCAAGGAGAGAUCGGUUCAGGUCAGCCAGAUGGGACAAAUCUUCUCGGGGGCACAGAAGGUCCACAUCUUCCUUGGCAACAAUGUUGACAAAACGACUGCCUCAAAAGCUUUUUACGUGCUGAACUCGAUGCAAAACUUGAACGAGUUCAGCAUGAAGCUGAGGAAUGGGGCAGAACCGGUCAAGGCGUUGUUCACCCAGACCUACUUUUCUCGAAUGUGGAUCAUACAAGAAGUUCUCCUGGCAAAGUCCGCUGCACUGCAUUGGGGAACAGCCACCAUUCCGUGGCAGACAUUGAGCAGAGAUCACCUGGAAGAGUUCAAGAAAUCCGGCAUAGACAGUUGCAUCCCCGAGUGGAUGCGAAUUCGGGCAACGACCAAUAAUUUCAGGAACUCCGAGACCCUGGGCGAGCUAUUGUUCAGUGCCAUGGGCAGCACUGCGAGCAAUGAUAGGGAUAAGGUGUAUGGAAUCUACGGACUGUUAUUCGACGCAGAGCAGGAGGGUCUCACUGUCGACUACGGUCUAUCAGUGAAUCAAGUUUUCACGAACAUGGCGAUUCACUUGAUCAAAAAGCACAACGCUUUGCCAGCCGUUAUUCGACACGUCGACCACGACGCCCCUCCCGUUGAUGACGAGCAGCUCCCGUCUUGGGUCCCCGAUUUCCGAUCAAGAUGCAUACCAAAACAUACGAAAAUGUCCUUUGAAGGGUUCAAAGAAUUGGAUAUUCACUCCAGCAUCUCGUCCGAAGAAGUGGUCUCUAGCAUUGGGGAGAAAGGGUUGUGUCUUCGAGGGCAUAGACUGAGAAUAGUCCAGAGCGGGUGUAGAGAAUUGUCUACCGAGGAGCUCAACCAGGGAAUCCGGGCAAAGUUCCCAGUGGCAUUCAACUAUGAAAGAGACGUUGUUUUCUGGAUGUCCAAUGGAUUGACUCUUCACUUGAAAAGACACGCAGCUCAGGAGGAUACAUACACACUCCUUGGAGAGUGUUAUCUCAAUCGUCCUGCUCCUUUGCCCACCGUCAUCGUUCGAGAUCGCCGGAAAUCUUUUGCUGAGUCCAUGGUCGGCCUGGGCCUGCAAGAUGUCGCGUGCCUUUGGAAAGUCUACAAGGCUCUUGAAGAUUUCAUAAGGUACGGCUCGCUGUGGGAUGAAGAUAUGCACUUUGGACUGCUACGCGCACAGAUGAACAUGGACGAGGCCAUCAGGGCCGCCAAGGCAUACCGGGAUUUUUGCGGUGGAGAAGUUUUUAAUGAUGCCUCAUGGGAACUUUACAGCGAGCAGCAGCAGGACGCCGCAAUCCAAGCGAUAUUCGUUCUGGGGGAUAUUCUAAAACCCAAAAGCAAAGUGGCAUUCUAUGGACUAGAAGGAGCAUUUGGCUGGUUGGCGUAUAAAAAAGCGUACAACACGAAAUGGUGGAGAGAUCAACGGAAAUAUGCCAUCAAAAGAAUGGUUGACUUUCAGAAUUUCUGGGAGGAUCUAGGCACGUGGGAGAAACUGCACCGUUUUAGCACACUCCUACAACACCCCGAAAGCUAUGACAUUCAGAAGAUCAACCAGCUCUGUGAGCCUUGGCUAGGGCACUACAGGAAGGCCGAAGAUUUGAUUCGCUUGCUGUUGAGGAAAACUUCUCGAUCUAGGACUUUAGAAACAGAAGUCCUGGAAGAGUUGAAGGCUUGGGAGGUGACCACUAAGGGGCUUUCGAAAGCAUUGCAGUGGACGGAAGGGUUCUUCUGGCCGUUUAAGCGGCCGCCUAGUGUUCAUGUAUGGGACAACCAUGAAGAAAAGAGAACAACCCCCAAGGUUGACAACAAAAACCUCUUUGGGAUGUUGAGAUUCUGGAGAGAUGACAAAACGGAAAACAGCCGAACAGAAGAGGUCGAAGAAGACAGCCCCAACGAGCAAAAAGGGACGCCGGAUUGGGUUAUCAAGAACAAUUUCAAAAGUGUUCGGCUUAGAGUCAAGAAAUUCCAAGCCCGCCAGGAACAUCGGGAGUUUGAGAAACUCGUCCCUGAUCCAUUGGAGUACGCCCUUCAACCAUGGCGUGGCGGAUGGGUUACAGGAAUUGGCUCGAUCUCACGUCUUCUAGCCGCCAAGGACCAACUCAACUUGCAGGCCUUGUUUCGGUAG
Messenger RNA from Fusarium vanettenii 77-13-4, 2586 nucleotides. RefSeq lists its product as uncharacterized. The transcript is spliced from 2 exons. NCBI's taxonomy places the organism in Eukaryota, Fungi, Ascomycota, Sordariomycetes, Hypocreales, Nectriaceae. Bases 1 to 2586 code for a protein of 861 amino acids. The record is from RefSeq and is a predicted model, not a curated record.